Onychostoma macrolepis is the source of this 1917-nucleotide messenger RNA. RefSeq names its product cytochrome P450 11B, mitochondrial. NCBI's taxonomy places the organism in Eukaryota, Metazoa, Chordata, Actinopteri, Cypriniformes, Cyprinidae. Gene Ontology annotation, cellular component: mitochondrial inner membrane. The record is from RefSeq and is a predicted model, not a curated record. The transcript has 9 exons. Gene Ontology annotation, molecular function: oxidoreductase activity, acting on paired donors, with incorporation or reduction of molecular oxygen; monooxygenase activity; iron ion binding. The coding region runs from base 45 to 1589 and encodes 514 amino acids. Gene Ontology annotation, biological process: cholesterol metabolic process; glucocorticoid biosynthetic process; C21-steroid hormone biosynthetic process.
UUAAAGCGGUUCAGAGUGAUCAGAUCGAGUCAGAGAGAAGCAGCAUGCUCUCCUCACGCUUGCGUCCACCGCCGUCCUCCGUCCGCUCGCUGUGUGUGUGUGAGGAUGCGGUGACGGAGCGAGCGCUGCAGAGGAGAAGCGGAGGAAGAGUGCGAGGCUUCCAGGAGAUUCCUCACACCGGCAGCAGCGGCUGGAUCAACCUGCUGCGCUUCUGGAAGGACGGGAGGUUCAGCCUGCUUCACAAACACAUGGAGAACACCUUCAGACGCCUCGGACCCAUCUACAGAGAGUAUCUGGGCUCUCAGAGCAGCGUGAACAUCAUGCUGCCGACGGACAUCGGGGAGUUGUUCCGAUCCGAGGGCCUCCAUCCGCGCCGCAUGACGCUGCAGCCCUGGGCCACACACCGAGAGACACGCAGACACAGCAAGGGCGUCUUCCUCAAGAACGGGACGGAGUGGCGCUCCGACAGGCUGCUGUUAAACAGAGAGGUGAUGGUCACGUCAGCCGUACACCGCUUCCUUCCGCUGCUGGAUGACGUCGCGCAGGAUUUCUGCCGUUCGCUGCGACACCGGGUGCAGACCGAGGGUGUGGGAGAGACGGGUCAGCGCAGUAUGACUCUUGACCCCAGUCCUGACCUCUUCCGCUUUGCCCUGGAAGCGAGCUGUCACGUUCUGUACGGCGAGCGCAUCGGUCUGUUCUCGUCGUCUCCGUCUGAAGAGUCUGAGCGCUUCAUCUGGGCCGUCGAGCGCAUGUUAGCCACGACACCACCGCUGCUGUACCUGCCUCCACGACUGCUGCUGCGCCUCCACGCGCCCCUCUGGACACAACACGCCACUGCAUGGGACCACAUCUUCAGCCACGCGGAGGCGCGUAUCCAGCGUGGGUAUCAGCGUCUGCAGACGCCGGUGGGCGGAGCCUCUGAUGGGCGGUUCCCAGGUGUGCUGGGUCAGCUGAUGGAGGCGGGACAGUUAUCAUUAGAGCUGAUCAAAGCCAACAUCACCGAGCUGAUGGCCGGAGGAGUCGAUACGACCGCCGUGCCGCUGCAGUUCGCUCUCUUUGAGUUAGCGAGGAACCCUGGGGUGCAGGAGCGGGUGCGAGCGCAGGUGCUGGCCUCAUGGGAACAGGCUUCAGGAAACCCCCAGAAGGCCCUGCAGGGGGCGCCGCUGCUGAAGGGAACCGUCAAGGAGACGCUCAGGCUGUAUCCGGUGGGAAUCACCGUCCAGCGCUAUCCGGUCAGAGACAUCGUCCUGCAGAACUAUCACGUUCCGGCCGGGACGCUGGUGCAGGUGUGUCUGUAUCCUCUGGGCCGCAGUGCCGAGGUGUUCGAGGGUCCGGAGCGCUUCGAGCCGAGCCGCUGGGGCUCUGAGAGCGCUGCAGGAGCAGGCUUUCGCUCGCUGGCCUUCGGCUUCGGAUCCAGACAGUGUGUCGGCCGCAGGAUCGCAGAGAACGAGAUGCAGCUGCUCUUACUGCACAUUCUGAGGCACUUCAGACUGACGGUUUCAUCCACAGAAGAUCUGAACACUAAAUACACUCUGAUUCUUCAGCCCCAGUCUCCUCCCAGAAUCACCUUCACCACACGCUCACUAUAAAUCACACUCUUAUUAGUGUUUAUGAAUAUUACAGUGUUUCCUAUCAAUGAUUUAUCUGUGCUUAUCAAUAUUUUUAAGGCAAGACACUACACUACUCCCCUUAUUAACUGAUCACAUUAAGAAUUGUAAAAAAUAAAAAUAAAAUAGUUAAUAAAGUUUUCUGAAAUGUUAUGUUUAAAUAUGCAAAUGAGACAUUGUCUAAAUAAAUAUGCACCAAUUUGCAGACAUUUCCAGAAUUACAUAAUAAAUUAUUGUAUAAAACCAGGUUCAUAAUUCGUGUUUGAUUUUGUUGUUGUAUUAAAGUUCAAGGUUUUUUUUUCCAGAGGGG